UUUCCUAAUUAGGCCACAACCAUAAUGGCUAUUCCAAAAGGAUUAGAAAUCACUACUAUAGGAUUAUUCUUACUUUUGGGUAUAGCCAUUUUAUCAUCAAAAGUUGCAGAAUGUGCACCUUUUGGUUCGCGUCGUGGCCUUAUGGAGACAGUUUUCGAUGUUACCAAGUACGGAGCUAGACCAGAUCCCACUGCAGAUAGCACUCGGGGAUUUAUGAUGGCAUGGAGAUCAGCCUGCCAAUCAACAGGCUCAGCAAAAGUUGUUAUUCCACCAGGAACAUUCACUACAGGAGAAACUAUUUUUCAAGGCCCAUGUACAUGCCCAAAGCCCAUUACUAUUGAAAUUCAAGGGACAGUAUUGUCAAAUACAGACAUAAGUUUGUACUCACGUGCCUCCUGGAUAUCCCUCGAACACGUGGACGGUGUCGUUAUUACAGGUGGCGGAACUCUCAAUGGACAAGGAAAUGCCAGCUGGCAGUAUGCUGACAAAACCGGAAGCACUCCUCCUCUCCCUACUUCUCUUGUAUUUCAAACUGUGAAGAGUUCUUCCAUCAAUGGCAUCAAUUUUGUGGAUUCCAAAGGUGUCCACUUGAAAAUUACUGAUAGUAAUGACAUCACAGUUACAAAAAUCAAGAUUACAGCACCAGGAACAAGUCCAAAUACUGAUGGAAUUCAUAUAAGUGAAACAAUUAAUAUCAAUAUUACUGAUAGCAACAUUGGGACAGGUGAUGAUUGCAUUAGUGUUGGACAUGGUACUACCAAUAUUUUUGUCAAUAAUAUUCAUUGUGGCCCUGGACAUGGAAUAAGCAUUGGAAGCCUUGGAAAAAGACCAGAUGAGAAGGAUGUUACAAAAGUUUAUAUAAAAAACUGUACAUUUCACAGUACAACAAAUGGUGCAAGAAUCAAGACUUAUAUGGCUUCAUCUCCACUACAAGUUUCUGAUGUUGUUUAUGAAGAUAUUGUCUUGGAUGAUGUUAAAAAUCCAAUUCUUAUUGAUCAACACUAUAAUUCCAAGAACAAAAAUGAGCCAUCAAAGGUGAAAUUAACAGAUAUUCACUUCAAGAACAUAAGGGGCACAACAAAUACAAAAGCUCCAGUAGCACUUAAUUGCAGUGAAGCAGCUCCAUGUGAAGGAGUUGAAUUGGCUGACAUUGAUAUAACCCCAUCUGAUUCAACUGGACCUCUUUUAGGAGCAACAUGUCAAAAUGCCAAAACAGUAUUCAGUGGAAAAACUAGUGUACCAGCAUGUCAAUAAUUACAUUAUUAAUCAAAUUAUGUCUAUGAAAAAUGUGUGUGAAUUUCAA
Molecule: messenger RNA, 1303 nt
Organism: Solanum tuberosum (potato)
Lineage: Eukaryota; Viridiplantae; Streptophyta; Magnoliopsida; Solanales; Solanaceae
Product: polygalacturonase
Exons: 5
Coding region: 25-1254 (409 amino acids)
Biological process (GO): carbohydrate metabolic process
Molecular function (GO): polygalacturonase activity
Source: RefSeq, a predicted model, not a curated record